This is a messenger RNA of Ostreococcus tauri, 381 nucleotides long. RefSeq names its product unnamed product. Lineage: Eukaryota; Viridiplantae; Chlorophyta; Mamiellophyceae; Mamiellales; Bathycoccaceae. The transcript has a single exon. The record is from RefSeq and is a predicted model, not a curated record. Bases 1 to 381 code for a protein of 126 amino acids.
AUGUACGCUCAUAAAGUUAUUUGGCACUGCACGUGUGGGUCAGAGAGUAAAACGGUCGAUGUGGACCAAAAGUUUGCUGAGCUUACAGAAGGUAUGCGCCGAAGAGUUUCACGGAAGGUUGGGCGCACGUGCAUGUUUGAGACGCAUGUCUUUGCAAAGGCUUUCAAGUGGGCGGAAUGUAAGGCGAAUAAAUUGAUCGACAUGGAGUUGGUGAGAUUAAAGUGGCCGCUCACCGAUGACGGCAACCCGAUUUGGCACCAGAAUCAUGAUGUAGUUCCGUCGUGGCCAGCCUCGAGCGAGGCGAAGAGGAAGCUAGCUGAGAUGAGGAUGGAAAGACUCGGCUCUUUCCUAUCUUCAAAGGGCUCUAAAUAUGGAGAAUGA